GAUAGGAAAUAUGUGACAUUAGUAACCAAAUUUGUUUUAGUAAUUUUUUGGGGGGCUUAUGUCGGUAUCGGUUUAUAUCGGUAUCGGAAAUUAUGAGUCAGACAAUAUCAAUAUAUCGGAUAUCGGUCAAAAAUAUCCCUAAAAUAAAGGUGUUAGUUAGUAAACGGUAAAAUGAAUCAAGUUGAUCUGUUUCAGUGGCAUGUUUACUUUAUUGGUACUGGACAUAGCAUCCAUAUCGUCAUGAUUAAACUCCAAGCUUUGUUCAAGAAUAGUUUACGCAUCAACUUUCAGUUGCAACAAUAUAACGUUGUUAACUCUAACCUGUGAGUCAGCCACUACUUUGCCUUCAGGUGUUCAGCAUUGCCCUUUACUUCCCAGUUAGUUUCGUUAUUCCCAUGCUUCUUCUCUGUUUUCCCCAUUGCCAUGGUUACCCAAUUAUCCCACAAGGUUCAUUAAAACGUAAUUUAAUCCCAUCUAAUCAUCUAAUCUAAUCUCUGAGUAUAAUAGACUCAUGUUGCCACACCAACUUCCACCCACCACACACACACAUUUGUGAUGCGGAAUGGGAACAAAACCAGAACAUUCGCCACAAAGCGCAUUGUUGUCUAUUGCUGUAACGCACUGACGCUUCCGGUGGCUGUUUAGAGCCACUUUCCCCCUCCGUCUUCCGUGAAAAUCGCAGGGGCAGAAAUUAGCAGCAAGAAAGCAUGUAAUUGACAAAGUCACGUGCUCAAACUACGGGCACGGGUACAGCCAGCGCGAGAGCGAAUGAGAGCGAGGGAGGGAGCGCGAGCGAGAGAAGGAGAGAGAGAGAGAGAGAGAGAGAGAGAGCAGUACAGAGGUGGUGAGAGCGAGGAAGGGAUAGGAGAGAGGAGAGAAAGACAUGACAAAAAUAUCAAAAGGCAGAAAGCACGCCGUACCAUGCGAGCCAAACCGGAGACCGAAGGGCUCGAGGAUGUUGGAUUAAUGGUGACGGCCACAGCCCGUUUUCGCAGAGGAAGCUUCUCUAUCGCAACUUGGGCACAGAGGGUCCGCGGGGAAACAUGGCCGAAGGAGGGCCGGGUAAAGGUGGCGGAGGAGAAAACCCCGCCAAGUCCACCGAGCAGGAGGAGAGGACUCGACCUCAGGUCCUGGCGGGAUCGGGCUUCUGCAAAUGGUUCAACGUCCGGAUGGGUUUCGGGUUUAUCUCAAUGACCAGCAGUGAGGGGAACCCCGUCGAUCCGCCGCUGGAUGUUUUCGUCCACCAAAGCAAACUGGUGAUGGAGGGUUUCCGCAGCCUAAAAGAGGGCGAGCAGGUGGAGUUCACCUAUAAGAAGUCCUCUAAGGGCUUAGAGUCGCUGCGGGUCACCGGACCUGGUGGAGGACCCUGUGCAGGCAGCGAGAGGAGACCUAAAGGGAAGCUCCCCAUCCAGAAACGUAAACCAAAGGGAGAUCGAUGUUACAACUGCGGAGGUCUGGAUCAUCAUGCCAAGGAGUGUGGCCUGCCCCCCCAGCCAAAGAAAUGCCACUACUGCCAGAGCAUCAUGCACAUGGUGGCUCAGUGUCCCCACAAGGUGCUGGCGCCCCCCUCUGGCUCUCAUGACCAACAUGCGUCUACCUCGGCCUCAGGACCUGAGACUUACCUCUGCCCCACCGAGGAGGAGCAGCGCUCUGGCUCGUCCCCCCCAGAGGGGUCCUCUUCUUCCCCUGAGGAGCCCCACACACACCGGGGCCCACGGACCCAAAGGUGGAGAAAAUCCUGAAAAAUGUUUCACAGAGUUGAACUUUGACCCUUGCGCUUGUCCUCAAUCAAGAUGACCUGAAGCCCCCCUCCCCCCCUCUACACACACACCCCUCAUCUACCUCACACCUGUGAAAGAAAAGAAUAUGGGAGGUUUACUAUUUUCAGUUUGAUCUAUAAUUCUUUGUAACCAGCGCGACUAUGGCAACCAUCAACGGGGUACGAACACGCAUGAAUGUGUGUGACUGGCGCGUCAUCCGGUGCAGCCAUUGCAACGGCAGCUGGAAGGGUGACUGCAGGGAAUAACUCUGCCUUGUUUCUAUCGGUGCAGCUCAGAGAUGAAAUGCGGUUUCUGUCCAGGUUUGGUGACUCUGGACCUGAAAGGGUGUCCAUUUUGGAAGCCCCCUCCCUAAUUAUGCGAAUGAUUGAAAGCCACAACUUUAUGUCUCUUAGUUCUAAUCAUUAAAAAAAAGUCCUGAUUACAUCCCUGCAGCACAAGUGGUAGCUCAUUUAGGGUGGAUUAGGGAAGGACUCUUAAGAGCUUCAGACCCUCUAAGUGAAAAUCCAGCCCCAUAGGAGUGUUAGCUUGGCUUCUAAAGAUCUUCAGGGAAAUUUAAUGAAUUCCUGAGAGAGAUG
This is a messenger RNA of Nothobranchius furzeri (turquoise killifish), 2356 nucleotides long. It is a transcript of the gene lin28b, whose product is annotated as lin-28 homolog B (C. elegans). NCBI's taxonomy places the organism in Eukaryota, Metazoa, Chordata, Actinopteri, Cyprinodontiformes, Nothobranchiidae. The record is from RefSeq and is a predicted model, not a curated record. Gene Ontology annotation, molecular function: mRNA binding; zinc ion binding. Gene Ontology annotation, cellular component: nucleus; cytoplasm. Gene Ontology annotation, biological process: pre-miRNA processing.